AUGGCGUCUUGGGUCAUUCGGCUGACGAAGGCCGAUAGAGAGAAAACUCCGUUGCUGGUCAGAGUUUCUCAGAAAGAAGGCGGACAUGACCUGGACCUGGAUCUGCUCGCUACAGAUGGCGACGCCGCAUAUCUUGGAAAGGUGCGCCAACGAAACCUCAAGAAAUUGCGAGCCAAAGCCUACGAUGGAAGUGAUGAUGACUGGACCGCAGUCUUGUCGUAUCUCUUCAGAUGCAAAUCAGGACGAAGCCUCACUGCGACAGAGAAGACCAGCCUUGAAGUAAAAUGUUCAGUAUCCGGCAAAGAUCCUAGAAGCACGCUGACCAUAUCCCUACUCAACAAAAUUGAGGACAUCACGCAGCAAUUGGGCGCGAUUGAGUUGCCUCAAACUGAAGACACCGAUGAGAUUGACCUAUUUGGUUGGGCAGUCCAAGUCGUCGACGAAAGAGAUGAGCUGGAGAACAGCACCGAGGAGUUCCAAGAGAAGGCAAAAGCUAAGGAUGAUAUCGUCGCAGCUCUUCAAGAGCAAAUCGAUGAGUUGGUCAAAACAAAGGCCGAACACGAACAGCAGCUUCUGGCUAAAUUUGCUGCUCUCUUGAACGAGAAGAAGUUGAAAAUCCGCAACAUGCAGCGAGUUCUUACUACAGCGCAGGCAGAUCCCACCAAACUCAAAGAAAUCCGGGCAAGGCAAAGAGACGCAGCUCCAUCGCGCACACGACGAGGGACAAAACGACGGGCACAGCAAGAAGAGACAGAAGAGAGCGACGACUUUGAGAACAUGGAUGUUGAUGAUGUGGUCAACAACCCAGAUGAACCUGUAUCUCCCGAAUCGGGGCAUUCCACCCCCUCGCCAGAACCGGAUGAGACCGCAAGUGAAGAUGAGGACGAAGAUGUUCCCCCAUCCUCACACCUUCGAUCCCGCACGGGAGGUAAAGAGUCUACGAAAGGAGAGACGCCAAUUACUUUACCUCCUCGACGGGAGUUGCCUUUUGCCAGCCAGGCUACAGGCAAAGGUAAAGAAGUGACAAACAGACCUGAGAGAGCGCCUGCACCUGUUGCGUCCGCGAACGAGGAAGACGAAGAAACGGCCAGCGAAGAUGAUGAGUUAUGA
This is a messenger RNA of Exophiala spinifera, 1110 nucleotides long. RefSeq lists its product as uncharacterized. Gene Ontology annotation, molecular function: DNA binding. Lineage: Eukaryota; Fungi; Ascomycota; Eurotiomycetes; Chaetothyriales; Herpotrichiellaceae. Gene Ontology annotation, biological process: DNA recombination; double-strand break repair. The transcript is spliced from 2 exons. The coding region runs from base 1 to 1110 and encodes 369 amino acids. The record is from RefSeq and is a predicted model, not a curated record. Gene Ontology annotation, cellular component: nucleus.